AUGGAAGGUCUCCUGAUUCUGUUUCAUGAACUCAAAACUGUCACCUACAUGGAAGGUCAGCUUCAAGCUAGACUAGCCAACAGCCAUGCCCAGCAGGAACUUUUUGGGGACUUGGAUGACAUGUUCGAUGAUCUCACACUUGACCACCUCACACAGGACCUGGAUGAUCAGCACCUGUUGGAGGCAGGAGGGGUGGCUGCAGAGAGGCAGGUGGGUGAUCAGCUCCUGGGAGGAGAACUCAUCCCCCUCUGUGCAUCGGAUGACACAUAUGACACCAGCAUGUGGCCAUACGUCUGGCUGCAGGCUAACAUGCAGGCUCCUUGGCCCCCUGCCCUGCCCAGACCUGUUCUGGAUUCCACCCCAGCCUUCCCCAAGGUCGCUGCCACCUCCCACCUGCCAGGCUUAGGCAGGCCUCUGAGACAUGGCCAGAAGGCUGGCAGGCAGGAGGGCUGGGGCAAGCACGGGGGCCAUGGAGGGACAGCAGAGCCCAUAGUCUAUCAGAAGCUGUUGUUCUGGGAGCCAAGCCUGGAGUCAGAGGAGGAAGAGGAAGAGAAAGAGGAGACAUCACAGGCACUGGUUCCCAACCCCUGAGGCCCCAGGACUCUUCUGCCACAGCUCAGGACACCCCUCUGCAGGAACAAGGCUGGUGGGCUGCCUGGAACCUGGGCCCGUCUAGUGGCCGCCCUGCUGCUGCUGGCUAUGGGCUGCUUCCUGGCCAUGUGGCAGCUCCAGCAUCAACGCAGCCCCACAGGAGGCCUGGGCUCCAUGGCCCCUCCACCCAGCGGACACUCCCAUGGCCCUGGUUACCAUCAUGGUGCCAUCAUCAGCCCUGCAGCCAUGUGCUCCCACCUAGGCUGGGAGCUGCUUGUUGCCGGGGGCAACGUUGUGGAUGCCGGCAUGGGAGCUGUUUUGUGCCUGGCGAUGGUGCAUCCUCAUGCCACGGGGCUAGGUGCCAUGUUUUGGGUCUUCCACAACAGCUCCUUGGGCAAUUCCACGGCCCUGACAUCAGGCCCAGCACAGACCCUAGCCCCCGGAGUGGCACUGCUCAUGGCUCUGCCCACCCUGCACCUGCUGCAUGCAUGCUUUGGCCACCUUCCCUGGCCAUGCCUGCUAGUCGGCCCUACCACACUGGCUUAGGAGGGCUUCCUGGUGGACAAGCCCCUGGCAGCUCAGGGCACAGGUCUCUGUCCACUGCUUUGCCAUCCUGAUGGGACGCCUCUGGGCGCUGGAGCCCGAGCUACCACCCCCCAGCUGGCAGCCACGCUUUGCAGGGCAGGCUUCGCUCCCACCUCAGACCUUGCCAGGGACUCACUACUGAGUCUGCUGGCAGGAGACCUGGGGGUGGAGAUGCCCUUGGCUGGGCCCAGGCCCACUUUGGAACCAGCGCAGCAGCUACACAUGGCCCAGGGCAUCCUGUUCCCACCCACCCCCAGUCCCUCAGCCAGCCCAGAGCUGCUUGCACUGCUGGAGGCAGCCCUAGGGUCUGGGGCAUCCAGCCUUGACCCCUGCCCACCAGUCUUGCAAACUGCUGUGAGCCCCAAGAGCGGCACCCUGGCCACCAUGGACAGCAGCGGCUCUGUGUUCCUUCUCACCUCCUCGCUCAACAGCUCCCUUGGUUCUGCAUGCCUUCCAGGCAUGGGGGUUCUGCUCAGCAACAUGACGGCCAAGUCUACCGCUAGUGCCUGGGCCUGUCCCCUCAUCCUCAGCCUGGAUGACACAGAGGCCAAUGUGUUGGGGCUAGUGGCUUCAAGGACCCCUGAUAUGGCCAGAGAAAUGACUCACACUAUACUCAGCCAUCUGGCAGAGCCCCAAACCCAGGCCCAGCACCAGCACCAGGGCCAGCAAGAACCAACAGAGCAGCCCAGCACUUGUGGUCAAGGGAUCCUGCUCCAGGUGGCAGCCUAUGCAGAGCACGUGCAUGUCUCCCGUGUCCCCCAUGGCUGCUGCCCCUACCAGGGGAACUAA
Molecule: messenger RNA, 1965 nt
Organism: Callithrix jacchus (white-tufted-ear marmoset)
Lineage: Eukaryota; Metazoa; Chordata; Mammalia; Primates; Cebidae
Source: RefSeq, a predicted model, not a curated record